AACACAGGGAGGUUGUUCUUAUUGAUGGUGGUGCACACCUUGAAGGUUAUCUCUCAAGGUUUGCAAUGGCUGAGAGAAGAAUUCCAUGUUUCUUCAAGGUUUUCCUUCCCAAUUUCAGUGCCAAACACUUGGACAUUCCUCCGAAGUUCACUCAAAACAUAAGAGGUGAAUUGCCUCAACAAUUACAAUUGAUCGGUCCGAGCUCUAACAAGUGGAAUGCCGAGUUGAGAAUGAGAGGUGAUAAAAUGUCAAUUGUGAGAGGUUGGGAGGAGUUUGUCGAUGAUCACUCCAUAAUGAUUGGGGAUUUCAUGGUUUUUCGAUACGAGGAUUUGAAUUUAUAUGUGCAAAUAUUUGAUCAAACUGCUUGCUUGAAGGAAGAAGCUUUUACUGCCAAGCCGAGGAAUGCCAGGACAAAGCGAGUAUCACCAAAGGAAAACUUAGCUGAAAAAGGUUAUCGAGUGAGAAAAACUUUUGUCACAGAUGAUAGUGAGUGCUCUCUGCCUAAUAUUCUUCAGAAAAGAGGAAGAAUGAUCAAGAAAUUGAACAUUGAACUCUCGAAAACUCCUCACAUUAUGGUCGAUACCAACGACAGUCCACCAGAGAAUGCACAAGUAAAUCCUCUGGAGGAUGUACAAGUAAAGGUUGAUUACAUUUCAUCAGAGAGUUUACAAGAUAAGGUUGCUGAUGUUCUGUCAGAGAAUGCACAUGUUGAUUACAGUUCGUCGGAUAAUUUACAAGAUAAGGUUGCUGACAUUCCAUCAGAGAAUGCACAAGUACAAGUUGAUUCCAUUUCAUCGGAGAAUUUACAAGAUAAGAUUGUUGAUGGUCCAUCAAAGAAUGUAAAAGUAAAGGUUGUCAGGAAAAGAGCACGGAAGAAGAAGGCGCAAGAGAAUGAUAGCUCGUAUAAUCCUAAUAUAACAAGCAAUACUGAAAAGAGCGAUGGUGAGUAUAAGCCACCAGCAAAAGUACCCAAAAAGAUUACUGGGAAGAAAAGAAAGGCCAAGAAACAGCCGGAGAAUGUUCGGUGUACUGAACCUGUUGCUCAGCAUGAAAAUGCUGCAACCGGAGAAAGUUAUACAGCGCCUUUAAAAUCUCAAAGGCGGCCUGUCACAAAGCAGGAAUUGACUAGAGUUCUUGAAAAGGCAGAGGCAUAUCAGCCUCUGAAUCCUUUUACUGUGGUCAUUAUGCGAGACUCUUAUGUCUAUCACCAUUUCCAGUUGAACCUUCCGUUUAGUUUUGCGAAGGAGUAUCUCCCAAAGGUCAACACAAAAAUGACUCUUUGGGGUCCAAAUGGGAGGUCAUGGACAGUGGCAUACCUUUUCUAUCGACGCCGAGCUGGAAUAAGGAGCGGGUGGAGCCGGUUCUCAUACGAUAACAAUCUGGAAACUGGUGAUGUUUGCGUCUUUGAGCUCAUCAAACCAGAUGAAAUGCGUGUGCGCAUCUUCAGGGUGCUGGAUGAAAUCACACCACUGGUUAGGUUCAACCCUCGGUCUCCCUGAUGAGAUGCCAUCUCUUCUUGUUCGCCUCCAUAUACUGAAAGAAAUUCUCUUUUACUUGUUCGUCUUUGAGCUCAUUAAGCCGGAUGCAUUUUGUUUGUCAGUGUUUUAAUUAGUAACAAUUAUGUGAUUCAUGGUUGUUGCAAUUCUUGUUGUUGUCAUCAGUAACUAAUUUCAGGUUGAAUUUCAUGUUUCUAU
Messenger RNA from Dioscorea cayenensis subsp. rotundata (Guinea yam), 1694 nucleotides. Its product is annotated as B3 domain-containing protein Os11g0197600-like. The transcript is spliced from 5 exons. NCBI's taxonomy places the organism in Eukaryota, Viridiplantae, Streptophyta, Magnoliopsida, Dioscoreales, Dioscoreaceae. Gene Ontology annotation, molecular function: DNA binding. The coding region runs from base 66 to 1499 and encodes 477 amino acids. The record is from RefSeq and is a predicted model, not a curated record.